AUGUUGCAUCUUACUAGUGAAUAUAGUCUCCUGACCCGCUACAAAAUUCCCAAAGAAUCGCUGAGUGGUCUAUCCUACACUUCACCGUGCAAUUAUAAAAUCUAUUGGAGCGAGUCUGUCGCGCAGGCUCAACGCGACUAUUCCUCUGCUAUUGAAUCUAAUUCACUAAAAGAAUAUCUAUAUCUUCAAAUGAAGCUGCGUAUAUCGUUCAUGCAACAAAUAAAAUCUUAUGAACUGGAAUAUAGAUCAGAAUUAAUUAGAUGGAAUCUACAUAAUAAUACAAUUAUCGAGGAUAUCAGAUUGAGGUCGAGUUGCAUGGCAGAAGAAAUCGCAAGAGAUAUGGAGCUGGACACUAGAAAGUUAAUAGAUUUGGGAGUUUACUGUUAUCCGAUUGAAUUGAAUUCCACAAACAAUUCUACAAUCAAGGCGAUGAACAAUGGAGAAAGUGGAGGAAGGAGGUGGAAAGCAAAUGUAAGAUGGUUAAGAAAAGAAGUUCGGGCUGGUUCAACAGACUUUCAAUUAUAUCGGUUAAAAGUUGAACGUGAACUCUGCGAACGUAGUCAAGUGAAUGCUUCUGCG
This is a messenger RNA of Acaulospora morrowiae, 579 nucleotides long. Lineage: Eukaryota; Fungi; Glomeromycota; Glomeromycetes; Diversisporales; Acaulosporaceae. The record is from the annotation of a GenBank genome assembly.